ACUAAAGCAUGCAAGGUUAACAUUGGGACAUGAAUUUAGUGAUAAAACCGUCUUUAAGAGUUAAUAGAUUUGGUGUAGUCAAUUUCCACAAGGUUACUGCUCCAUUCGUUACGCUUAUUGGUACUAAAUGUAACAGUGGUGCGUUGAAAAUCUGCAAGAACACAAAAUAUCAGUUCUCAAACCGGCAAACGUUUCACACAACCGUAUCUCUUAGAACGAAGGGGAGAGAAAAAUAUACCGGAUUAGGUCCAGGAUCAAUUUAUAUUUACAGAAUCGGUCUUUUCUUCGUCUCCUUUCUAGUGUUAAGCAAAGUUACAACACACUUCCUUGUUACUUCUGAAUACAGUGCUUAUGACGAGGAAGACUACUGUAAGAAUGAACUUUCUUCUAAAAAAGAAGUGAACUCAAAUAAUCUAACUCCGAAAUAAAUUCUUACUUAAUGCUUAAAUAGAUCAGAUGAAAUUUGAUAUUGAAUAAUCUGUUUCUUAAAGUCAGGAAGUGAUAUGUAGGUUCAAAUAUUUAAAUUUGAAAAAUUAGAUUCCUCAAAUACUUUCAGAUUCAUUGAACUAGUUUAAAACAAUUUGUGUGUACAUGUAUGUAUGUCAUGUAUGUAUACCUAUUUAACACAGAUAUUUAUGUGAAAUAGAAAUCGGUGUGCAUGAAUUAAGCUGUAGCCUUGUUCUUCAGAAUUUCAAGGAUGAGUUGUAGGCAUAUUAGGAGUGCAUGUUUUAUGUCUAUAACUAGCAAACCUCUCAACACGAAGAUGUCAAAUAUUCAUACAUGUACCUUCAAUGCCUGCAAAAAAAUACUUGAAAGGAGAUUUAUACAAAGGAUACACUACCAGAACUACAAAAACGCAGAAAGAUUUUCAAAAUAUGGACAAACUUCUAAUAAAAAAGUGCCUUGGUCUAAAGUUUUAAAAGUGAUAACUUGCAUCGGUGUUUCUGCAUCAUGUGUAUUGGCUCUGGCAAAAAGCAAGCGAGUAUUCUCUGUUGGUAAAUGUGAAGAAACAGAUAAAGUGGAGGAAGAAAAGUCUAGAGAUGCCUUAACUAAUUCAAUGAAAAUGUCCAAAGCCAUAAAUAAAGCAAGAGACCUUAUCCAGCGAAUAAAGGAUGAAACAGGAAGUCCAGGAAUUGUUGUUGGUGUAAGUGUGAAUGGAAAAGAUGUAUGGAAAGAAGGUCUUGGAUAUUCUAAUGUAGAGAACAGAACACCAUGUACUGCAGACACAAUAUUCAGGAUAGCUAGUAUCAGCAAAUCUAUCACCAUGGGAAUGGUGGCUAAGUUAUGGGAAAGUGGUGUCCUUGACCUUGACAAACCAGUUCAACAUUACCUGCCACAGUAUCCUGUUAAAUAUUUUGAUGGUCAGAAGGUUGACAUAACAACAAGACAAUUGGUUUCCCAUCUAGGAGGAAUAAGACAUUAUGAUAAAGACUAUAUAAAGAAAAAUAAAACUAUUAAAGAUAUUGAAAACUUAGAAAAAUCUUCGAACACAAACACAAAAGAUAAUGUUGACAAAUCAGACAAGAAAGACAAAAACCAAACAUCAGAUAAAAAGAAGGAAGAAAGUAAAGAUGGAAAGAAGAAUGAAAACGAAAAGAAGAAAUCUGAAUUUGAAAACAAAGAGUAUUACAUACAGAAGGCUUUUACAUCUAUUACAGAGAGUCUGACUCUUUUCCAAGAUGAUCCUCUAGUACAUAAACCUGGCAGUAAAUUUCUGUAUACCUCACAUGGAUGGACCUUAAUUAGUGCUGUGAUGGAAAAGGCUGCCAAUAAACCAUUUGAUACAUUAAUGAAGGAGUACUUCAAGACAUUAGGACUUCAACACACAUAUCUUGAAGAAAAUGAUCCACUUAUUUACAACAGAGGAAGUCAUUAUGUGAAAAAUAAGAAGGGAAGAAUGAUAAAUGCUCCAUAUGUCAACAAUUCUUACAAGUGGGCCGGAGGUGGAUUUAUCUCAGAUGUCACCGAUCUGCUAAAAUUUGGAAACAUUAUGUUGUAUAGCUAUCAGUAUGAUGCAGAUAGUUUGAGUGGUGCAGGCAGUUCAAUAAAAGGAAGUAUCCCUAAGGGAGAUAAUCCAACUAAGGAAGAUAACUCUAGAUCAAAGGAUGAGUCAGAAUCUGUGAAUAGUGUAGUAAUGGGAAAUAACUCAGAGAGAAAACUUUUACCUGGAUAUUUGAAAAGAAAAACAAUGGAUAUGAUUUUCACUCCCGUAGAUAAAACUGAGUGUUCAUGGGACAAAGAUGGGUUUUACAGCAUGGGUUGGGCUGUUGUACCAGAAAAGUAUGAAAAUGGUUAUUGUAAUCAUCAAAGGCAUUACAUGUCCCAUACAGGGGGUGCUAUAGGUGCUAGCAGUGUGUUACUUGUCUUACCAUCUCAAAACUUUGGGAAACCAGAAAAGACAAAUUCAGGAGAAAAAUAUGCAAAGCUGCCUGAUCCACCAAAAGGGAUUGUUGUUACUGUUAUUACUAACAUGGGAUCUGUUGGGUUAAAUAGGGUUGCUCUUGAAAUUGCAAAAUCAUUUGAAUCUGUUGAGUCUAAUAUUUAACAAGUAAAAAAUGUAUAUAUAUGAGGGUCUGGAUGGUGUUUACAAUUUAGAGAAUAAUUUAAUAAGGCUACAAAAAAAUAGAGAAAAAUAGGCAAGCAAAAUAUCAAAUAUAAAAUGGGCAAACUAAACAUACAAAAUAAAGAUUAUAGAAAAAUAGUGUAAAAAUAAAGAAAAAUGAAAUGAAUACCCCACCCCAUCAUCCUGAUUCCUCAUAUAUUUAUACAAUCAUAUGAAGUGAAUGAAAGUAAUAUUUCAUAAAUCUGAUUCAGAAAAUAUGUCAAACAGUGAAAUAUAUAACCAGCUUCAAAAGAACAAUUUCUUAAGCAUUUUAUUUUGGAGACAACAGUAUUAUUUUAGCCAGUAUUAAAAUUUGCAAGACAUAUUCAAUAGUUUAUAUAUAAAUUAGUCAAGUGCACCAGCACCGUCUGUUGGUACAAGCUAGUAGAGUAAUCAGGAUGGAUACAGAAGUAUGCUGUAGUUGUUGUAAAACCUAAUAAAUCUAAACUACAAAAAUCAUAUAAAAAGACCACUGCAUCCUGGUUAAAGCAAGGGCACCUUUAACAAAUUCUUUUUUUUUUUAUUGCCUGUCCAUGCCAUGUAGGGUUUUUUGGGCCAACAACACAAGACACAACAUGUUUUAGACAAGAAAAACAACGUUAGAGCAUGAAAAAAACUUUUUAAAAAGAUUUAAAACUAUUUUUGCAUCAUCAAAUUUUUUAGGUCGAUAGGUAGGCAACAUCAAACAACGUCAAGUUUAUUUUUGGCCCAAGGAUACUAUUUUAUUGUCUUUGUGUCAACAUGUUUCACCACUGAGUGGAAUCUUCAAGUCACUAUAAAGAUAUGAAACGAACAAUGAAUUUAUUUUAGUGAAUUUAAUAAAUGUACUUCAGGACAAUGUAAAGAUAGGAAAGGAUUAAAUUUACUUCAGUAUUUGUUUCCUAUUUUUAUAUUGUCCUGAAGACGACUCUAAGUGGUGAAACAUGUCAACACAAUCAGGACAAUAGAUAAUUUCCCUGCUGUAACCAGGACGUUGAUUGUCUUUAUAUAGUUUGACUUUAUCAUGUUUAUUUAUAAAUUAAGCGGUUUUCCUAAACUACAAUGAACAAGAGUCAGUUUUUUAUGAUACUGUAAAUUCCAAAGAAAUAUCUAUAGUGUUUUGAUUACAAAUGUAUUGCAUUAAAUAUAUGAAAUGAA
Mytilus californianus (California mussel) is the source of this 3739-nucleotide messenger RNA. Its product is annotated as serine beta-lactamase-like protein LACTB, mitochondrial. The transcript is spliced from 7 exons. Bases 698 to 2545 code for a protein of 615 amino acids. Lineage: Eukaryota; Metazoa; Mollusca; Bivalvia; Mytilida; Mytilidae. The record is from RefSeq and is a predicted model, not a curated record.